ACAGUUUACCUGUCCCCGGCUUUCAGUUUAUUAUACAUCGAAAAUUCAAAGCGAGUAUUCAGUCCUCAACAUGCUUUGCAACAAGAACAUGUACACCUGUGCUGUCGUCCUUGCCUUCCUAUUGGCAUCGGCAUCCAUCGACCGGAUCGAUGGAGCACCGGAUGGAGCGCCACUUGAAGCGUGUGAGACCAUGACACCUGGACAUGGUGUCGAUCCGCAACUCAUCACUUCGUCACCCUUCCAAACUGAAAUUCCAUCUGGGCAAUAUGCCAUCAUGGACAAUGCCUUGAAUUUGGAAUUGCGCUCAAAGAAUGACGUAACUACGUACAAAGGUUUCCUUGUGAUGGCAUUCGACAUGAAUGAUGCUACCAAACCAAUCGGCACGUUUGAGCUACCCAGUGAUGGCAAAGUAAUCGACUGUUCCGGUAUCGUUGGGAGCGCUGCUACCCACAAGGUCAACAAUGAAAAGAAGUUAACCACCGUGCAAUGGGUUCCUCCUCAAGGCUUUAUGGGUACAGCCAUUUUCAGGACCACUUACGUGCAUAACGUGACGACAUUUUGGGUUAAGACAGAAUCAAUUGCCGUCACUUAUGUGAUGGAGCUCCCAACAUCUUCAACAUCGGAAGCUCCGGUGGUGACAACUCCAAGCUCUGCCUCACAAACAGGCACGACAUGGAUCAGCCUGAUAACCUUUUCACUGAUGACUUCUUUAAUGCGAUAACGUUCAUCACGUGGAUGUAAUUUGUUUAGCCAAAAUCUGCAUGAUCAGAGUUCAAGAUUAUUCCAAAUUUUAUGUAAGCAUGUAUAACUGUUGAUUGAAAUUUUCAUUGGGGCUGAUUUGACAUUAAACUGAACGCGGUUCAUUAUUAAGGUUCCAUUUAUGAAGCGAUUUACACCCAUUAGACAAGAAUUUUAUUUGGUUACGUAAUCGUGCUCUGGAAGUAAAUAAACAGAUGAAAACGUUU
Daphnia carinata is the source of this 965-nucleotide messenger RNA. Its product is annotated as putative defense protein. Lineage: Eukaryota; Metazoa; Arthropoda; Branchiopoda; Diplostraca; Daphniidae. The transcript has 6 exons. Bases 71 to 721 code for a protein of 216 amino acids. The record is from RefSeq and is a predicted model, not a curated record. Gene Ontology annotation, molecular function: oxidoreductase activity, acting on metal ions.